Messenger RNA from Schizophyllum commune H4-8, 1346 nucleotides. Its product is annotated as methionine aminopeptidase. The record is from RefSeq and is a predicted model, not a curated record. Gene Ontology annotation, molecular function: metalloaminopeptidase activity. Bases 120 to 1208 code for a protein of 362 amino acids. The transcript is spliced from 12 exons. Lineage: Eukaryota; Fungi; Basidiomycota; Agaricomycetes; Agaricales; Schizophyllaceae. Gene Ontology annotation, biological process: proteolysis.
UGCCGACGCCUUCUUUGCUCCCACCAUCACAUCUUUGAGGACGUUGCCCAGCUGUUCGCAGAAACUCACACCCCGUCUGGACCGAGCCUGCACCUUGUGAGAGCUACCACGUACUCGUCAUGAUCCAAGUCAUCAAAUGCCAGAGCAAGCCCUGCAUCAACGGGUAUCCGGUAUCAAAGCUCGAGUGCCCGACGUGCCACAAGUUAGGAAUCCCGGGAUCCUUCUUCUGCGGUCAAGAGUGCUUCAAAGCCAAUUUUAUUCAUGCGCUGGCGAGAGCACCUCUACCUACCUUCAAUGAGGGCGAAGAGGGAACCUUCAAUCCUUGGCCCGCCUUCGGAUACUCAGGGACCUUGAGGGCCGUGUACCCGCUAUCUCCCAGACGUGCUGUACCGGACCACAUCGGCAAGCCAGAUUAUGCAAAAGACGGUAUCCCAAGGUCAGAGAUCAAGGAGCCAUACAACUCUAUCCGCAUCCUCAACAAGGAAGAGCAAGAGAAGAUGCGACUUGUUUGCAAGAUGGGACGCGAGAUGCUUGAUCUUGCCGGCUCGCAUGUUAAGCCCGGCGUCACGACCGAUGAGAUCGAUGAGAUCGUACACAACGCUCUCAUCGAGCGCAAUGCGUACCCUUCCCCCAUGAAUUACCGCAACUACCCGAAGUCGAUCUGCACGUCGAUUAACGAGGUUAUCUGUCACGGCAUCCCGGACAAACGCAAGCUGCGCGACGGCGAUAUUCUCAACAUCGACAUAUCGGUUUACUACGACGGAUUCCAUUCCGAUCUCAAUGCGACAUUCCCUGUGGGCGAGAUUGACGAGGAGUCGAAGAAGCUCAUACGCACGACGCGCAAAUGCCUCGACGAAGCCAUCAAGGUCUGCAAGCCGGGCGCGCUCUUCCGCGAUAUAGGCAAGGUCAUUGAACCGAUCGCAACCGCGAACGGAUACUCCGUCGUGCGCACCAUCGUCGCACACGGCGUCCACGAGCUCUUCCACGGGAACCCCAACAUCCCGCACUACGCGAAGAACAAGACGCCCGGAACGAUGAAGCCAGGCAUGAUGGUCAAUAUGGGUGUUUAUGGCAACGAGGUGUACUGGCCGGACGACUGGACCGUCACCACGGCCGAUGGAAAGAGGAGCGCUCAGUUCGAGGAAACGCUGCUCAUCACGGAAACGGGCGUCGAGGUGCUGACCGCAGGAGCGCCUUUGAACAUAUGAGCACUCAGACUCAUCGCCGACGGAAGUAAAGCCUGAGGAGAGCGUGGCACUGGUAGAAAACGGCGUAGCUUGAAUGUACACUCUUGUUUAGCAAUUGUUCAAUCCCCCAGAGCUUGUGAAUACGAGUGCCCGUCGAGU